This is a messenger RNA of Cinclus cinclus, 3149 nucleotides long. It is a transcript of the gene TDG, whose product is annotated as thymine DNA glycosylase. NCBI's taxonomy places the organism in Eukaryota, Metazoa, Chordata, Aves, Passeriformes, Cinclidae. Gene Ontology annotation, cellular component: nucleus. Gene Ontology annotation, molecular function: mismatch base pair DNA N-glycosylase activity. The record is from RefSeq and is a predicted model, not a curated record. Gene Ontology annotation, biological process: base-excision repair, AP site formation. The transcript is spliced from 10 exons. Bases 115 to 1263 code for a protein of 382 amino acids.
AGGGAACAGGGAAGAGAGUGCGGAGGCCCGCUCUCACCGGGAGCAUCGCGCCAGGCCGGAUACUACGCAUAUCUUCAGCAAGCUCAAGCGUUUUACUCAUUUCCCUUCCAUCAGAUGAUGACUGCAGUGCCCAACAUGGAAAUGAUGACUGAGCAGCCAACUCUAGAGGGCAUUCCAGAGCCAAACAUUGCUCAGGAGCCUCCAAAAGAAGUUAAAAAAGGGGGAAGGAAAAGAAAAGCCAAAGCAACUGAGCCAAAGCAACCCAAAAAGCCUGCUGCUAAAAAAGAAAAACCAGCCAAGUCAAAAGGCAAACAAGAAAAGAUCACAGAUACUUUUAAAGUCAAAAGAAAAGUGGACCGUUUCAAUGGUGUAUCUGAAGCUGAACUUCUGACCAAGACUUUGCCUGAUAUUUUGACCUUUGAUCUGGACAUUGUGAUAAUUGGCAUAAACCCUGGCCUGAUGGCAGCUUACAAAGGACAUCAUUACCCAGGACCUGGAAACCAUUUUUGGAAGUGUCUGUUCAUGUCUGGUCUAAGUAAUGAACAGCUGAACCACAUGGAUGACCACACCUUGCCACAUAAAUAUGGAAUUGGAUUUACAAACAUGGUUGAAAGGACAACACCUGGAAGCAAAGAUCUCUCCAGCAAAGAGUUUCGGGAAGGUGGGCGAAUUCUGAUGCAGAAGCUACAAAAGUAUAAACCUCGUAUAGCAGCUUUUAAUGGAAAAUGUAUUUAUGAAAUUUUUAGUAAAGAAGUUUUUGGAAUUAAAGUUAAGAACUUGGAAUUUGGGUUGCAGCCACACAAAGUGCCAGAUACAGAAACUCUGUGCUACGUUAUGCCAUCGUCCAGUGCAAGAUGUGCUCAGUUUCCUCGGGCACAAGAUAAAGUCCAUUAUUACAUUAAGCUGAAAGACUUAAGGGAUCAACUGAAAGGCAUCACACCCAACACGGAGGUCCAGGAGGUGCAGUACACGUUUGACUUGCAACUUGCACAAGAGGAUGCUAAAAAGAUGGCUGUCAAAGAAGAGAAGUAUGACCCAGGCUAUGAAGCAGCAUAUGGAGGAGCUUACUGUGACCGUGCACAGUAUGACACUGACCAGUGCAGCUUGUCUUCAAAUGGAAUUGCGGGAAGCAAUCCACAGUACUGCGAGGGGUCGUCCUUCGGUGAAGUUCCUAAUGGACAGUGGAUGACACAGUCCUUUGCAGACCAGAUUCCAGAGUUCAAUGCUGGCAUGACACGGGAAGAGGAGGGAAGCAGCGUGUAGGAGCUGUUCCUUCUUGGCUAUGCACACAUGCUGCAGUUUUAAUGCAGUCAUCAAGACUGGUACCUCGGUUCUCCAACUGAAGCAUCUGAAUAGUAUUUUACCUCCCCUAGUUAUUUUAUUAUAGUCCAAAGUAAGUGUGUGGUAGGCUGAGAUCAAUGACCUAGAUAAUUUUAAGAAACUGUCCAAACUUUUUAAAAAAAAGUUAGCCCUUUUUUGUAUAUGAGUUUUAUAUUUAAUGUAUACCAUUUCUUGCAGUUUUUGACAAAUUGCUUUCUCAUUUGUGAAGAUUUCUUUGGGGCGUUAAUUUUAUUCCAUAAAUGUUAAUGUGGUAGGAACAGCAGCAGUAUACUUUUUUCUGAUGCCUCAAUAUUUGGACAUCUUAUAAUACUUUUAUAUCCAGAGGGGAAAAGGGGAAGUGCACCCUUAUCUUGUGUGAAGCGGUGUUUUUAAUCAUGCACAGUUAAGGAAAUGGUGCUUUUUAAGCCUGCCUUUUACUGUCUUAAAACGUGCAGAAAGUUGUGUUCUGGAGCUGUGAGUGCUGUCUUCUGGGUAGGAUGAGAGAACUCUGUCUGUUCAGUGAGUGGACCAUAUUCAGGAUGAAAGGACUGAAGACAUCAUCUCGAGUCACGACACUGGGGAGGAAAAUUUGUGUCAUGCAGGACAGGACCUAAAUAUUCUAGCUGAACUGUCUUAGGAUAAGGUUUCCCGACCACUCCGUUUCCCUUUGAACGUGACAAAGAAUUUAAAGACUGCAUUCUGUUUAAAAAUUAUGUGCAGCUAUGUUAUUUACAUCAUAUACAGUUAGCACAGGGUGAAAUAGAUUUGCAGUUCAGCAGUUUUUAACAUUAAGUACUCUUCAAUCUCUAGGACCUUAGAGGGUGUUCCCUUUAUUCCACUUAAAAGUUAAAAACACUGAGUUGAAUACAGGGACAACUGUAUGAAUAAGAAGUCUGUAGAAACUGUAACACUCUUCUGAGGAACUUGACUAAAUGACACACAUUUUUAGCCAAUAUUAGUGACUGGGAAAAAAAAUGAGAUUCCAUCCUGGUGCCUAACUCUCAUCUUUUCCCUCUUUUAUCAUGUGAGGAAAAGAUGUAGUAAAAGCAAUAAGCUGAUCAAAACACUGAAGUUUUGAUGAUCUUAUGACAGUUGGUGCUUCACAUACUUGAAAACAGACACAAACAGUAUCUCCACACUCCAUGCUGGUCAGAGAUUCCUGUACCAGUGUGAUUUAUCCUCUCUUCACAGCUAGUGACAGUUGUCUAGGGUGUGUAACUGGUUAGUGUAGGUUUUAAUCCUGCUGUAACACCUCUUACACAGAUCACACACUGUCAACCUGUUGUGAGGCGGGCAUGAUGUUUACAGUUUCUUCCCAAAUUACGUGGCUUAAUUCUGAAAAUCUUAAGUGAGUGUGCAUUAUGAUUCUGAUUGUGUUUAUAAGCUGCAGCAUAAAGCUGUUCCACAUGUCAAAAGGGUAUAGGACUUGUCUUGUCUGUUAUUUAAAGUGUACUGUAUCAUGCAUAGCUGUUUACAUGGAUGUUCUCCUGCAGGUGCUCGAAGUAUCUUGCAUCAGGGAUUUGUUACAAUUCAGUUUUAUUUUCAACAGAAUUAGAAGCAUGAAAUUAGCACUGCUGGGUAUGUAGCACAGUAGGAUGUAACUCCUGAAAGGCUAUCCUGUUUAACUGGAAGGGAAAGGUCUCUUCCUUAAUGGAAUCACCCACCUGGGUAUCUGGGUAUAAAAUACAGUUGAGUGUACAAUGACCAUUCCACUAAAUACUGCAAUUCUGUGUCCUCCCUGAAAACUGGUGCUCUUUUUGUUACAGUGAUACAGAAGUUCUUAAUCUGUCUUAAAUCUAUCAAUGUUUCACAAUAAAAUCAGGAAUUGU